AGGCUGAGGUAGGCUUCACUUUAUAAGAUAACAUCUUUCACCAGCUACGACGAGUUUCCUGAUCAUCUACCGACUUUCAAAACUAACUACAACCUUCAAUUCCAUUCAUUACCUUGAGAUCUCCAUUCUCGCCCAUCAAUCUUCAACAAAUUCGAUAAUGUUGAACGUGCUGUACUUCCUGAGCAUUUUGCUUUGCAGUGCUUCACUUGUUCUUACCGUGGCAAUUCCUCAUCAUACUCACGACACCAUUGAGCCUCGAUACAUAAUUGAAGGACAACCACCACCACCUUGUAAAAAUCACAUAUGUCCACUUGCCAAAUCCACCGAUAGCCCCAUAGUAGCGCGAGCUACGACUGAUUUAUUGAGCUCCUCCGACACAUUCAGCUUCCCUAGACCCCACCAGACCGCGCCAGUGAAAUGCGGUGAUACUGGGCUCCCACCACCUUGCAACGUCACGCCAGCGAAUUACACGGCCAAUCACACCGAGUAAUGUGGGCUUUUCGUACCUGAGAUAGGAUCUUAGUUUCAGGCCCUCGUUGAACCAAAUCUUAUCGCCUCGAUAUGGGCAGCAUGUGCGCUCGUUGUUUUUCAAAAGUUUCACGCGAAACACAUUUGUUCAACCACCCGUGUCAAUCAAGCCCAAAUUUUCCAACCUAUCUCACUUCAUCUUCGUACUUGCAUGUCAAUAAACUUGUAUCUGAUUAUCAAACCACUCUGCUCACUUUAAAAACAAUUGUAGGAGCGCGGCUUGGUGACUAGAUAUGACUUCCAAUUGUACUUUAUUCUCUAUGAUCUUUGUUCUCAUGUGUCACUUUUCUGCCGACCCGGAAAGAAACUGUACUCGGUCGAAAUGAAAUAUUCUAUUUAGUUUCGUCCAAAAGAGACAUACAAACA
Messenger RNA from Melampsora larici-populina 98AG31, 894 nucleotides. RefSeq lists its product as uncharacterized. The record is from RefSeq and is a predicted model, not a curated record. Lineage: Eukaryota; Fungi; Basidiomycota; Pucciniomycetes; Pucciniales; Melampsoraceae. Bases 158 to 490 code for a protein of 110 amino acids. The transcript has 5 exons.